Anopheles coustani is the source of this 2110-nucleotide messenger RNA. RefSeq names its product sorting nexin-8-like. Bases 1 to 1821 code for a protein of 606 amino acids. The record is from RefSeq and is a predicted model, not a curated record. Lineage: Eukaryota; Metazoa; Arthropoda; Insecta; Diptera; Culicidae. Gene Ontology annotation, molecular function: phosphatidylinositol binding. Gene Ontology annotation, biological process: retrograde transport, endosome to Golgi. The transcript has 8 exons.
AUGCCCGUCGUUGUGGAGACAAAUUUUCAUCAGCAACCAGUAACAGCAUCCCUCAUGGCAGUUUCGCCUGGCGUAGUGGUUGGCGCACCGGAAACCGCCCCUAUAGCGUUGAUGGAAGUUUCGAGCCGCUCGGUGGUAGAAGAAGGCAACCAGGGAAGGCUGGUUUUUUCCACCGGUGGUGGUCGCGAACCGACCGCUGCCAACCCGGUCGACACGACGUUCACUAACGGCGCCGGUGGUGGAACAAAUAGCGCCAGUAACAGCACCGGUACCGGCACCCCCCAUCCAGUAUCGCCGUGGAAUGGCACACGUACCCGUGGGCAGUCCCGGUCACCGUCGCUCGGGGACACGUUCGUUUCGGCCGCUGCCUCGUCCGAUCUGCCCUACCCGUCGUCAUCCUUUUCGGACAGCUCGGACGAUUCCGACACCGGACCCGAGGCGGAGGAAGCGGAAUUGCUCGACGUCAGCGUGACUCGCAGUGCGUUCGGUUACAUUACCACCGCCACCAUUACCUUGAGCGGGAGCCACAGUUCUCUUGAUGCCAAAGAUGUCAUCGGAAGCGGACAGAAUCAACCGGAGGAAAGGUCGUUUGCGGAGAACAGAAACCUUGCGGUGAUUCCCACCGUGUCAUCGGAUACGGAACAGGCGGGAACAUUCCUCUCCGCAGGGCAUGCACCGUCACCGUCCUCGGAGUCGACCUCUAUUUCGAUGUCUAUAGGCUCGGUUGGUGAAGACUCCACCGUUCGUGACUUAAACGAGCCUCAUGUAAGCGUGAAAAUUAUUACCGAGAAGAAAGGACUCUUCCUGAAGCAUUCCGAAUACGAGAUCAAACUGAAGGGCGCCGAGAAGCCAGUUCGGCGCCGAUACAAAGAUUUCGUCACGCUCCAUGGAUAUCUGGCCGAGAAGUAUCCGUAUCGCCUCCUGCCGACGCUACCCCCCAAACAGUUGAUGCUAGAUGCCAUGCUUGAAGAAAGGCGGCGUGGUUUGCAGACAUGGCUCACGAUCGUGUCGCUCCAUCCGGUGCUGGGAUCCAGCACUAUAGUGGGAACAUUCCUCCGGGAUGCUACCACCGACUAUCAGUACCGGUUGCGAGUGGCGUAUGAGAAGCAAAUGGACGAAUACGCUCGACUGCGACCGGAUGUGCAACUCCCGGCGGAAGACAUGGACGCACUUGCCGAGGGACGAACUCGUAUGCGGCGCGUUCAGGAUGAUAUCUGUCGGUUGAAGGAGCUGUUCGAUGAUCAGACGUUCCGUAAUGAACAGGCAUUAUCCGAACGGACUGAAAUCGCUGACAUACUGAAGAAUACUGCCAUGCGUGAGUCGUUCCCCGACGGAACGUUUGAGCAUAUGUCCACGAGCAUGCGGCUCGCCACUAGACAGUGCGAACAUAAUGUUCGGGUUCAACAGCGUGCCACUACGGAACGAUUGCACGUGCUGCUCGAAGUGUUGCAUGCCCACAGUCUUCUAUGUGAGCGAAUUGAGAGAGGUAUUUUUGCUGAACAUCAGAAAGCUCGCCUAAAGUUGGCCAGCACUGACAUCUCUAGCAGUAGUCGCACGAAGACGAUCACAGCCACCUACAACCAUGGACCUUUAGUGAUGCCCCCUGAUGGUUUCGUUACAUCCACGGAUCUUACCUUGCUUGCCCGCCGGUCGGCAUUCGCGCUCAGCUGUGCCCGGAGCGAAACGGAACUGACCGAAAGGUACUUGGACUCGCUACCCUCAAUUCUGCUGUCGUUCGCGCACGAGGAACAGCAGCACCAUCAGCAGAUGUCGAAGAUAUGGAAUCGGUUAAUAGUUAGCGAGUCCAGCAGGGUCAACUAGGAAGACUCUCCAACGCAAGGCAUGGACGACGCAUUCUUUCAACCAAUCUCUCCAUCAAACCAGAUGAAAUUGAUAAGAUAAGUUUUUGAAGACGAAAGUCACAGAGUAAUGUUACAGAAAAAAGAGAUGAGUUAUCGUUCUCAUAUAGCCAAAGGAGCUAGGUUCGAAUUUAUUGUAAAAUACGGUGCUUUACAUCGUGAAAAUAAACAGUAAAGUGAUUGUAAGAGAAUACUAUUUUUAGGAUACUUUAAAGGGGCUUUCAGUUAAGAAAAAGUACGGUUCAGUACAC